GAGUCUUUCUAGUUUGUUUGGCACUCUUUGUGGCCAGCAAAAAGUGCGCUCCGUCAGUGUCUCGGCAAGAGUGGCUCUGGAUUCUUCUUGUGCUGCCUGGUACAGAGCAUUUGUGGCUUGGCAAUUGUAGAAAGUGGACGGGUUCGGUGCAGUUGGUGUGCGAUUGCAAUCGGUUGAACUAUUUGCGCCUCAGACUCACUAAUGUGCCAAUUUCCUAUGGAAUUACUGACUAACUGAGUGGAGUUACAGGUUCGCUUCUUCGUGCGUUUUAGUGCUCUAUUUUUUUGUGUUUGCCGAAGGAAGGCAUUGCAAUUAGUGCAGGCAAUCCGUAACUUUCCUCUUACCAUCAGCAGUGUGUGUGUUUGGAUACAUAAGGAAAAGUGACUAGAGCACCUGGAUUUGCAUCACAGAGUCAUUAGAAACGCAAUCAAUUGGAUAUACCUUAUUGCAAAAAAUUGAAAGCCGACAACACCAUGGCGGGAAGCGUGCGAUUGAGUGACAUACAGAGCGCCAAUCUCGACUUCGAGAGGAAGCAGCACCUGGCCAAUUGGCUCAUCAAGUCUAGUCCGCAUAUGCCAAAUCCCGUUGCCACCAUCACGAGUACCGGAAUCCCGCCCCAUCAUCACACAGCAGUCAAGUCGCCCAUCUACUUCUGGGGCCAACCCGGUCACAUGAGCCUCACCUCCUCCAAAUCUCCCAUCUUCACGUCGCAGACCAAUCUGCCGCUGCAGAUCAUCACCACGCAGGAAGGCCAGAAGCCGAAGCUGCGGAGGUUCAAUUCCCACGACACCAGUGCGAAUAUGUUCUCAGUGGCGGACUUUGAGAACGCGAGGCUGGCGUCGAAGCAGAGACAGAAUCCGCCGGCUGUCAAGAGCAACAGCCUCGGAGGUGAUGGCUCCACGGAGGACAGUGAGAAUUCAAAAUUUGGAAGUGAUUCCAGCAGAGAUGUGAUGCCAAUCGAGCGAUUCCUGCAUCGAAACUUCCUGCCAAAAGUAGCUCGUCUGAUAACGCGAGAGUCCAGCAACGAGGACCCGCAGGACAUCUAUGACAUGAAGAGCUCCCAGCAGAACCUCCCAAAGCUGCAGUCCCUGCAAGACCUCAGCCACCUCGACUCCUUGCUCAACGCGCGACCCCAGAAGGCAGGCGAGCUCAUGUUGAUAUACAAGCAAAUUCGCAACCGCAAAUUAUAUCAUGCGAUCAGCACAAAGAGCAUGGAUUGGAAGAAGGGAAUUAAAAUACCUCAAGAAUACCCUGGGUACUUUUCGCUGGUGAGUGAAAAGGGUGGCACAACGGCAUCGGUCUACACAACGAUCAUCCAAUUGGUGCGUGAACGAGUCUAUAAAUUUUUGUCUAUGGAGAAUAUGGUGGCGUACAGCGAAUCUCCGAAUCAAGCAGACAUUGCCAUUAAGAGUCAUUACGUGAAGACAACAGCUAAGGCCGGUCAGGUGUUUCGUUUGCUGGCGGUCUUCGAGGACGGUCGAAGUCAGCACCAGAACAAAUCAGGACCGUUGAGUGACUUCAGCAGCUCGAGCGACAGAGAGAAAGUGCGCGGCAGAUACGCGCAGUUGCUGUGCGAGAAUCGUCAGAUGCUGUAUGUGUCGCUGGCGACAAAGGGAAAGUUUUACGAGGUGGAAAUGAACAGUCAGAGUCAGAGAGCGAAGCAGCAGAAGAACGGCGCGGUCAAUCCGGAGUAUGUUCACAGAAUAAGUGACAUCGUGCAGAAUUCACCGCUCCCUCUCAAUGUGAGACUGAUCUCUGGCACUCUGCCCGGAAUACCAACAGAUUGCAUCACAAUCCACAAAAUCUCCAUGGAGGACGUCCUCAUUUCGUGUCCCAUCGACGAGCGGGAGAGCAGAUCAUCGCUGGUGCUGAGGACGAUCUCAAUUUUGCCGGACAUGAAGCUGCAAAAGUGCCUCCUGGGCUAUGACAAUGAGAAGAAGUUGCUGGCGUCGCCCAAUGUCCAGAACAUCCUCAAGUACUGCAAAUUCAACUAUGAAAGUCACACGCAGGCCAUCGAGGCGGAACAGAUUGCGGAGCAGCCGGAGAAGAAGGCGAAGAAGAUCAGGCUGCUGCGGCCGAUCAAUUUGACCAAGUUGCUGCACCGCGAGAAGAGCUAUGUGGCGCACGAGAAGGAGGACUCGAUCAUCUUUCUCACCAAGGCGGAGUUGCAGCGGAUGCAGACGCAGCAGAAGCAAGCGGCCAAGCCGCCAGAGCGGAGCCUCAGCAGCAAGAUGAAGGUGUUCGAGCCGAGCAAGAGGAAGUGGUUCGCCGAGAGAAAGAGUGCCACUAAGAACAAAACCAGUUCAUUCUCCAGCUUCGAUGUCAGCGUCGAGAACCGGCAGAGCAUCGAUCGCUACAGCGACAUGUCCAAGAUGAUUCAAGAGCGCUUCGGAAGCGAGUGUGAUAUCGCUUCCAGUCAUUUUGGGCGGGAAUCGAGGGCACUGUCAGACAUUGGCUAUGAUAUUAGAUGUUCGGCGCCUAGAAUUGACAAAUCCAUGUCGCUGGAAAACAUGAAGUUUCACAGCAGCGCCACAAUGUUGGCCACAACGGUGAUCUCCCCAACGCCAGAUCUCGUGAAAGUGGACAAGAGGACAAUUGCAGGCAGUGUAGAUCGCCUGUCGAAUCAGGAAGUGACUGUCACAGUCGGCAAACCUCAACAGUCCUUCAUUAGCAAGAAGCUCUACUCCGAGUUCCACGUGAAGACCAAGCAGAACAGCAAGUCCUCCUCGAACCUCAACCAACUGUGGCAUCAGCUGGGAUUGCCACAGAAGUCCUCCAAGUACAGCAAGUCCAAGGAGGCGCCGAAGAGCAACCUCAGGCUGGCUGAUGAGUACAGCAGCGUCCAGGACUCAAUUGUCUCACUGGACGACAACGCCUCGUCAAUCUACGACAGCAAGACUUGCAUGGAGAAUAUUUACGCGGAGAUCUGUGUUCAUCACGCGGCGCCUGAUCAGGGUGGAGGACACUCUCACACCGACACCACUAAUCUCUAAAACUCUCAACGCACAGAGCGCAAAUUUGCCUUUUCCAAAUUCAACCCUUUUUCUUCUCUUAAAGCUAUUUCGCAUUAAGCACACCAAAGUUAGAAACACGUUCCCAAUUUUUGUGAUAUUUUAUCAGAACAUUUUUACCUCUUUCCCCUCAAAACGUGCGAUUUCGACUAACAAAAGGCAAUUACUUUAUAUACAAGAUAAUCACUUCUGUGGAUGGUAUUUUUGAUAAAUAAUCCCAUGAUAAAUUCUAUG
Phlebotomus argentipes is the source of this 3245-nucleotide messenger RNA. RefSeq lists its product as uncharacterized. The transcript is spliced from 7 exons. NCBI's taxonomy places the organism in Eukaryota, Metazoa, Arthropoda, Insecta, Diptera, Psychodidae. The coding region runs from base 474 to 2993 and encodes 839 amino acids. The record is from RefSeq and is a predicted model, not a curated record.